ACUGGUGAUAAUGCUGCUCGCAUUUCCGAUGAGCAGUUGUUUCCAAGGUACGAGCUUCGCGAUCGAUCGAAAUUGAUCAAAACAUCUUAUGAUCAUAUGGUAUACUGUGACUCUACGGAUGAUGAAGAAGAUGAUGAACUUACAGAUGAUGAGCUAUUAUUCGACGAAAAACUUCUACAAUUCUUGAAACUCAAAGAUCAAAAUAAUAUCACCGAUGAAGCUAUUAGACUUUUUAACAUAUUAGAAUUACAAUAUGGAAUCUGUCCUACAUUACGUCAGUUGAAAAAGUUAAGAGCAGUACUUAAUAAAAAUAUUCCUGUUAGGAAGUGUAAUAACGGAGCAUACCUAAAUGUGAACGAUGCCGUCAAAUUAUUAAUUCAUAGUGAUCGAUCGAUAAUAGAUAAUGCAUCAGAUGAAGUUAUUCAUAUUAAACAUAAUAUGGAUGGUACGACAAUAGGGGCAUCCACAAAUUUUUUGAUGUCAACAAUCAGUUGUGUUGAAUCUGGUAUUAAUAAACAAUCGGCUACAAACGUUAUACCGUUAGGACAAUUUAAGUUUAACAAAGAAAAUCGUAGUGAAAUUGAACGUGUAGUACCAGAUGAAUUUAUAGAUAUGAUGGAGAAGAAAUUAGUUUGUUUAAAGAAUUUGAAAUUUGAAUUAGACUUCCAGAUGUCUUUAGAUAUGAAAAUGAUGUGGCAAGUUAUGGGACUAUAUGGUAUAACAGGACAAAACAAACAUAAAUGUCCUCAUUGUACAGCCGCGAAUAUGGCCGAAUUUGGGAAAUAUUCGGCGUUUGACUCGGCGAAGGGUGCCCGAACAUUGGACCAGCAAUAUAAAGAAAUCGGAAAAUCUAAACCAGGUUUUGGAUACCAGCAUGCACCUUUUUUCCGCAAAAAACUACACUACAAACAACUUAUCACUGAUACGCUGCAUAUGAAAUUAAGAAUAUCGGACAUAUUGCUAGCUGAAAUAAUAUCGUUAAUAAGCAUAACGGACACAAUAGCCGAACGUGGCCAACAUUUGAAAAACGUAAUGACCUUUUUAGAACAACGAGCUAAAGAUACCAACACAAAUCAUAAAUUUACGUUAACGAAAAAAAAUGAAAUUGAAGUUGCUGAUGAACAAAUACUCGAGAUAUUUAAACAAAGGGGUCAUGUGGAUCAUUUAGUAACUAAAGCCACCGGAGGAGGACAUUCUAGGAGACAAAAAGCAAUUUUCGAAGCUGUGAUAUGA
Molecule: messenger RNA, 1233 nt
Organism: Didymodactylos carnosus
Lineage: Eukaryota; Metazoa; Rotifera; Eurotatoria; Philodinida; Philodinidae
Source: the annotation of a GenBank genome assembly